AUGGCUUCCCUUAUUGACGACCCGAGGGUCGUCCGCCUAGAUCGUUUUUUCCAUGACGUUAUCAAUGGACGAAGGGCCCUAUCCUCAGUCCGAGACGGGAAAAUGUUUAUUGAAGCAAUUUGCUCUCAGAAAGAUCCAGCAACAGCAGCAUAUAAAUUAUUAUCUGGACCAUCAGGCCUUGAUGCAAUCCAAGCUUCGAUGCGUUUUGACACCACACCCUCGUUCCUCAACGAAACAUCUGUGCUCUUACUCCAAUAUUUACAAUCACCACUCUUGAAAGCCAUCAACUCCGGGUUAAGUUUAUCAGAGCUUAUUACCGCGAUAGCCGAGCCUCCCUUUUUCUGGGAUGGAUUCAUGAAAGCUUUCAAGACUGGUCAACUGAAUGAAGAGGCAUCUUAUGCAUUCGCAUGGCUUUUACUCGAGCUUAUCAAUCGUCCUGGAAAAUCACCAACUACUUAUGUCCUUGUGGCGAAAUCUCCCGGUAUCUUGGAUGCGAUUCUAACAUCUGCCAACGGGGAUUGUAGAAAUUUGGGUCAAAAAAUCAAGCACACCCUAUCCUUGGAUGCAUCCGACCUUGACAAAGACCUUGACUUUGGGCCUGGUGGAAGACACAAUAAUGACCAUGCGAACCACCGAGAUAUUUCAAUCAUGCCUACGGCAGAUGAACUUCUAUCUAAGGAACGACCGUUUCUACGUACCCCGGACAUAUACCUCAAAAAUGUGGAUCCCACUCGACUGGGAAUUCACAUUGAUAAUCAAUUUCGACUCCUUCGUGAAGACAUGCUAGGCGAAAUUAGGGAUGAGAUUCAGAAGCUCCAAGGCUUGAAAUCAGGAUACCAUCGAGGGCUAACAUUUGAUAACAUUCGAGUGGCAAGCAUACAUAUCAAAGGAGAUAAGUUCCGAGAGCCAUGGGGCCUCAUGUUUCAAUGUCCAGAUGAAUUACAGUCUCUGAAGAAAAUAGACUCUAAGAAUCAAAGCAAGCGCGUCGAUUAUCUCAAGGAAAACAGGAACAUUCUUAGGCAAGGAACAAUCGGGUGCUUGUUUGUUGAUGGUGAACCUGUCGCCUUUCCAUCUAUCGAUAGGAACGAGGAAGAACUGGCGAAAAAACCCGCUAAUAUUGUUUUGCAAUUUCAAGAUGAGACAACCGUAUCCAGAACUUUGGUAAAACUUAAGGCUGCUCAAAAGAUCAAAUUGGUGCAAAUGGACACAUCAAUCUUCGGCUUUGAACCAUUUCUCAAACGCCUACAAGAUAUGAAUGACGUUCCUUUGGCAGAGAAGCUUCUUUCGUGGAGUGAGGACCAGUUCAAUUCUGGCCCGCCGUUCCAGCCUUUGCAACUGAAAAAGAAGAUAGAAAGAAGUUCUGGGAAAGAUCUGAGUUCUCUUCUCUCGACGGAGAAAUCGAUUGUUCUGGAUGACUCUCAAAUUCAAUCUCUACUUGCUAUCUUAUUCCAAAGAGUCAGUUUGAUUCAAGGGCCCCCAGGUAUGGAUAUCCUCAUUUUGUCAUGCGAUGGAGGAAGCACAGGAAAAUCAUUUAUUGGAGCACUGGGAGCGAAAGUAAUUCACAACUUCACAUCUGAAAUGAUCUUAGUCGUGUGUUAUACAAACCACGCAUUAGAUCAAUUCCUCGAAGACCUUAUGGACAUUGGUAUACCACCUUCUGAUAUGAUACGACUCGGCGCAAAGUCCACCCCUCGAACACAAUCGUUGUCACUUAGCAAACAAGGUUCAUCAAAGCUCGAUAACUCCCAAUGGAACCGGAUCCGCAAACUUGAAGAUAGUCUGCGUCUACACGAGGCACGUUUGAAAAGUGCCUUCACAAGAUACAACUCAGCAAAUGUGAGUAAGCAACAAAUUUUGGAUUACCUUGAGUUCCUAGAUGAUAUUACAUUUUACGAUACAUUCCUAGUACCACAAACGACCACGAAUGGUAUGACAAAGGUUGGGAAGAAGGGUAAAGCUGUGGAUAAGUUCUACUUACUUGAUAGAUGGACCAGAGGACAGAUGAAUGCCGGAUCCUUUGAACAUUCACAGCACAAGAACUCCAAAGCUGUGUGGGGUAUCAGCCCUGAUCAGAGGGCAAAGAUGAUUUCAACUUGGAAGUCGGCUAUCAUAGAGGAGAUGGUUGCAGAAUUGGAUAAAAUUGGAAAGCAGUUCAAUGCCGAACAAGCAGAGAAAAACGAGCUUGUUGGACAAAGAGAUGUAAACAUCAUCAAGUCAAAGAGAAUCAUUGGCUGCACAACUACUGCAGCUGCAAAAUACUCCAACGCAAUUCAAGCAGCUUCUCCUGGAGUCUUAUUAGUUGAGGAAGCCGGAGAAAUUCUCGAAGCUCAUAUUUUCACAGCUUUGGGGAGAAAUACUGAACAGCUGAUCCUCAUUGGAGACCAUAAACAACUUCGUCCGAAGUGCAAUACCUACGGCCUCAAGGUUGAGCAAGGUGAUGGAUACAAUUUGGACAUGUCUUUAUUUGAAAGACUCGUGCUUGACGGCUUUCCACAUGUUACUCUGACAAAACAGCAUCGUUCUCGACCGGAGAUAUCGUCGAUUAUUAGACACCUUACCUAUCCCGACUUAGUUGAUGCCGAUUCGACAAAAAAUCGGAAAGAUCUUCUCGGAUUUAGAGACAAUCUUAUUUUCGUAGAUCAUACGGCUCCGGAACAUGAAGUGAAUGUCAGAGAGAUGAGGGACAACGUGGAGUCCACAUCUUCCAAAAAGAAUGAUUUUGAAGCCAGCAUGAUACUCAAAUGCGUCAAGUACCUUGCUCAACAAGGAUAUGGCUCGGACAAGUUGGUUGUAUUAACCCCCUAUGUAGCUCAGCUUAGACUGCUGCUCGAGAAACUUGCGAAAGAGAACGAUCCCAUCCUCAACGAUUUGGAUAAAUUCGAUCUCAUCCGUGCUGGACUGUAUAUUGAUACUGGCGCCAAAGCUUCCAAGCCAUCACUACGGAUUUCCACUGUUGAUAACUACCAAGGUGAAGAAAGUGAUAUAGUAAUCGUUUCUUUGACCAGAAGCAACUCUAGACACGACAUCGGCUUUAUGUCGCAGCCUCAACGCCUGAAUGUUCUAGUGUCUCGUGCUCGAAAUGCGCUGAUCAUGGUUGGUAACUCCGAAACCUUCAUACAUUCUCGGAAAGGAAGUGCCUUAUACAAGAGUUUCUUUGACUUAUUGAAAGGCUCGGGCCAUUUUUAUCCUGGCUUCCCUGUGAAAUGCGCGAACCACCCUGAUCGAAUGGCAACUUUGACCAUACCGGAACAUUUCGAAGAAUAUUGCUCAGAUGGCGGGUGCAAUGAGCCUUGUGGCGCUCUAUUGAAUUGUAAUACUCAUCAUUGCCCUAGCAAAUGUCAUCAGGUUUCUGACCACUCUAAAAUGUUAUGUAAGGAGAUCUUACAGCAAAAGUGUCCCGAAGGACAUACAAUCAAAUCGAAAUGUCAUGAGAAUAUUCCAAUAAAAUCCUGUCCCAAGUGCGAAAAGGAGAAACGAGAUGCUGCCAACCAAGCAAAGAAAGAAUUAGAUGAGCAGUUGCGACGAGAGGAAAUGAGGAAAAAACAUCAAAAAGAGCUUGAAAAACUCCAGAAAGAUCUAGAUAGGGUACAUCAAGAGAUUCAGGACUCCCAGCUGAGAUCAGAACAAGAAGCAGUUUUAGCACAGAAAAGAAAGGAACUGUCUACCAUCAAAAAUCGACUAAUUCAAAUUCAGUCGACGCCGGUAGUAGAUAAAUCGACAUCUACUACCACGAGUAAGCCACCGGCUCCUAUUGCUUCUUCUCCCGUCAUUUCCAGUGGAGCACCUGCCAGUACCUCGGGUGCUACACCUCCGCAACCCCAUGCAGUUCAAACACAGUCUCCUCAGAAAAGCAAGAAUGUUCCAAAGAAACUUCAGACGCGAGUUGGCCAGAAAACUUCGACAUCAAAGAUUGAGUGGCAACGACAAAAGGACCUGGAGAAUGCGAUAAAUCCGGCCAUAGACAAAAUCAUGGAGAUGAUUGGCCUCGAGGAUGUAAAAUCUCAGGUACUGCGAAUUAAAGCAAAAGUCGAUACUUCCAAACGCCAAGGGACAGAUCUCAAAAAGGAAAGGCUGGGCUUGAUUCUGUUAGGUAAUCCUGGAACAGGUAAAACAACAGUGGCGAGACUCUACGCCAAGAUCUUGACAUCACUACAAGUUCUUCCUGGCGAUGAAUUUGUUGAAACAACUGGCAGCCAUCUCGCGCAUGGCGGAGUAAAUGAUGUCAAAAAGCAUUUAGCCAUUCUUGACAGUGCUCAGGGCGGAGUUUAUUUCAUUGAUGAAGCUUACCAAUUGACAGAAGGACAUAACGUCGGUGGUAAGACAGUUUUGGACUACCUUCUUACAGAAAUAGAAAAUCUUGUGGGCAAAGUUGUUUUCGUCUUCGCCGGAUAUCGCAAGCAGAUGGAGAAGUUCUUCGAGCAUAAUCCCGGUCUACAAUCACGCCUACCGUACACGCUUCAUUUUGAAGAUUAUACCGAUGCUGAACUCCUUGAAAUGUUGCAAUAUCAGAUCCAUAAAUUUUAUCCUUCUCCAAUGAUUAUAGAAGAUGGCCAAGAUGGACUUUACAUGCAAAUCUCGGUGCAAAGAUUGGGCAGGGGAAGAGGAAGAGAAGGGUUUGGGAAUGCGCGAGCUCUAGAGAACAUGUUUGCGAGGAUUCGUGAACGCCAAGCGGAUCGCUUAACGAAAGAGCGUAGGGAUGGCCUCGGUCCAGACGACAAUCUUAUCACCAAGGAAGACCUGAUAGGACCAGACCCAUCUCAAGCAAUUCUGAAAUGCAAGGCAUGGGAUGAGCUACAAAGCCUUACUGGUCUGAAAUCUGUCAAGGACUCCGUAAAAUUCAUUAUCGAAGUCAUCAAGACGAACUACAAACGAGAGCUAGAACAGAAGCGAAUUAUUGCGGUAUCAUUGAAUCGUGUAUUCCUCGGCUCUCCAGGUACUGGUAAAACAACAGUGGCCAAGCUAUAUGGCCGCAUUCUUUCAGACCUUGGGAUAUUGAGCAACGGAGAAGUUGUUACGAAAAACCCGGCCGAUUUCAUAGGUAGCCAUAUAGGACAAUCGGAAGAAAACACAAAAAAAAUUCUUGCUACCACACUUGGAAAAGUUCUAAUCAUAGAUGAAGCAUACAUGCUUUAUCCUAGCUCUAAGGGUAGUCAUGGUGGAGGCGGAGGCUCUGACAUUUACAGAACAGCAGUGAUAGACACGAUUGUUGCCGAAAUACAGAGCGUACCUGGUGACGACCGAUGUGUGUUACUUCUAGGCUACGAAGAUAAAAUGAUUGAGAUGUUUCAGAAUGUUAAUCCAGGCUUAACAAGACGCUUUCCUCCUGCAGAUGGCUUUCAAUUUGCCGACUUCAAUGACCAAGAGCUUGAGGAGAUUCUACAGCAGAAGUUGAGUGCGUAUGGGCUCGAUGCAACUCAAAAAGCAGUAUCCGUUGCCAUAGAUUUACUCGCACGAGCUCGAAACGGGCUUAAUUUUGGAAAUGGGGGUGACGUUGAGAAUUUAAUAUCUAAGGCAAAGAAAAACUAUCUAUCUCGACAGUCAAAAUUGCCUGUCGGUCAACGAUCGAUUGAUUUCUUGUUUGAGCCAGAAGACUUUGAUUCAGACUUUGAUCGAGCAUCCAGUGCAGAGACAAAUCUGAAAGAUCUUUUCAAAGGUAUCAUAGGAUGUGAUACUAUCAUUGCGAAGCUUGAUGGAUAUGUGAAAGUGGCGAAAGGCAUGAGAAAGCUCGGGAAAGAUCCUCGGUCCCAAAUUCCAAUGAAUUUCAUAUUUAAAGGCCCCCCAGGAACUGGAAAGACUACAACUGCCCGGAAAAUUGGCCAAGUUUAUUAUGAUUUAGGGUUUCUGUCGGAGGUAAAAGUUGUUGAAUGUUCCGCAUCAGAUCUUAUUGGCCAAUUUGUUGGGCAUACUGGCCCCAAGACUGUCAAACAACUUGAGCUUGGCCUGGGGAAAGUUCUCUUCAUCGACGAAGCAUACCGACUUGGGCAAGGAAAUUUCUCCCAAGAAGCUAUUGAUGAACUAGUUGAUUCCAUGACUAAACCGAAAUUCGCCGGUAAAAUGAUCAUAAUUCUUGCAGGAUAUGAGAAAGAUAUGAACACGCUGCUUACCAAAAACGAAGGCUUGAAUAGCCGUUUCGCUGAUGAGAUCAAUUUUCCAGCUCUUACACCCAAAGAUUCUCUUCUCGUUCUACAGAAUGCCUUGGAAAAAGAAAAUAUCUCCAUCGACGGGUUGAAAGAUAUGACCGAUCAUCAGCCUUUCUUGGAUUUGAUUGCAGAGCUCUCCAAACUCCCCGCUUGGGGUAACGCAAGAGAUAUGAUCACACUCGCUAAGAGCAUGACGCGUGCAUUCUACCAAUCGACCACGAAUACUUCGUCAAAUAAUCCCAACAACAAUCUAUCAUACGACGAUGCCAUGGCUUGCAUUCAAGACAUUAUUGAUAGCAAAAAAGAUAGGGCUCACGUGCAAGGAAAACCACGGCAUAAUUUGUCAAAAGAUGCACCAAUCAUGAGCAAUAUUCAACAACCGCCUGCUCCCCCCUCAACUUCUACCAAUACCUCUUCCGCGACUAAAAAUGCAUCGAAGGACAAGCAUGAUGACGAGCCCGCAAAGCCACUAUUCGAAGAUGACGAACCGGAUACUGACGAUGUUCGUGAUGCGGGGGUUUCCGACGCAAUAUGGACUCAACUACAACGGGAUAAAAAGGCCGCCGAGGAAAAAGCCCAGCGCUACGCCGAUGAAAUACGCAAGAAGCAAGAAGAAAUGCGAGCACUUCAAGAAGCCGAGCGCAAAGCCAGAGAGGAAGCCCUGCGACAAAUCCAAGCAAAAAAUGAAGCCGAAUGGCAAGAACAACUCCGUUUGCGCGAGGAAGCACGACUUCGUGAAUUAAAAGCUAAAGCUGAGAGGGAACGUAUUGAGCAGGAACGAGAACGCAGAAGAUUGGAAGAGGAAUUGAGGAGAAAGAAAGAGGCGCAAGCGCAGGCAAAGUUGAGGAAUCUGGGAGUCUGCGUUAUGGGGUAUCAGUGGAUUAAACAGGUUGGCGGGUAUAGGUGUGCUGGGGGGAGCCAUUUUGUAUCGGAUUCCCAAUUGGCGAUUUGA
Molecule: messenger RNA, 7092 nt
Organism: Botrytis fragariae
Lineage: Eukaryota; Fungi; Ascomycota; Leotiomycetes; Helotiales; Sclerotiniaceae
Product: putative nfx1-type zinc finger-containing protein 1 protein
Exons: 8
Coding region: 1-7092 (2363 amino acids)
Molecular function (GO): ATP hydrolysis activity; ATP binding; helicase activity
Source: RefSeq, a predicted model, not a curated record